AUGCUUAACCGUCGUUUCCAAUCUACCGUGUCCUCGAGUCUGAACAAGGGCACUGGAAUAGUGUUCAUGAAUAUGGGUGGUCCCUCCACUGUCAAGGAAACCUAUGACUUUUUAUUUCGUCUUUUCUCGGACGGAGAUUUAAUCCCGUUUGGCAGAUUUCAGAACAUCCUGGCCCGCUUCAUUGCAAGUAGAAGAACACCCAAAAUUGAAUCCUACUACAAAGCUAUCGGAGGUGGGUCUCCUAUCCGAAAGUGGUCUGAAUACCAGAGUUCUAAACUAUGUGAAAAAUUAGACAUUAUCAGUCCACAAUCGGCUCCUCAUAAGCCUUAUGUUGCCUUCAGAUACGCUAAUCCUCUCACUGAAGAUACUUUACAAAAGAUGAAAAAUGAUGGAAUUACUAAGGCCAUUGCCUUUUCUCAAUAUCCGCAAUUUAGUUAUUCAACCACCGGAUCAUCGAUUAACGAACUUUACAGGCAAUCGAAAAUUUUGGACCCUGAUCAAUCUAUUAAAUGGACAGUUAUAGAUCGCUGGCCUGACCACCCAGCCUUAGUUAAAACUUUCGCAGCUCAUAUCAAAGAUACUCUAAACAGAUUCAAAACUGAAAAUGGACUGACUGACACAAAAGACGUCGUCCUCCAAUUCAGUGCUCAUUCUUUACCAAUGGAUAUUGUCAAUAAAGGAGAUUCGUAUCCUGCAGAAGUCGCAGCGAGUGUCUUUGCCAUUAUGAAAGAACUUAACUUCUCAAAUCCUUAUAAAUUAACCUGGCAAUCACAGGUUGGCCCAAAGCCUUGGCUGGGUGCUCAAACUGAAAAAAUUACCAAGCAGCUAGCAUCCAGUGAUGUUCCUGGAGUCGUUUUGGUUCCUAUUGCCUUUACCUCUGAUCAUAUUGAAACUCUCCAUGAACUGGAUAUUGAACUGAUUCAAGAACUACCUAAUCCUUCAAAAGUAAAGCGAGUUGAAUCGUUGAACGGAGACCAAACUUUCAUUGACUCCUUGGCAGAACUAGUGAAGAGUCACAUUGAUUCGAAGGUUGUAUUUUCCAACCAGUUGCCAUUGGAUUCCAUGCUGGGAGUAGUGUCAGAUAAUUCCCUCACAGAUCCAAAAGAGUUUUUCAGAGCCCAUUGA
Molecule: messenger RNA, 1125 nt
Organism: Komagataella phaffii GS115
Lineage: Eukaryota; Fungi; Ascomycota; Pichiomycetes; Pichiales; Pichiaceae
Product: Ferrochelatase
Exons: 1
Coding region: 1-1125 (374 amino acids)
Biological process (GO): heme biosynthetic process
Molecular function (GO): protoporphyrin ferrochelatase activity
Source: RefSeq, a predicted model, not a curated record